CACGCAUGUGCCAAGGGGCUAGUAAAAAAUUAAAAAAAUAAAUAAACAAAGAGCUCGGAUUUUCUUUUUCAAGUCAAAUGAUGGACUUGGUAAAUUCCACAAUAGAAUAUUUUUUAUAUAUAAAUUACUCUAAACUAUAGCGAAGUCGAUUUGUACUUGAGUGUCAAAGGACGGACUCACUUCCCUCGUCAAAUGACCUAACUAACAUCUCCCAAAAUAAAAUUAAAAAGAAAAAGUAAAGCUUUAAGGAACACAAAAAAAAAAAAAAAAACCCCCCGGUUUUUUUAAAAUGAUAUAUAAACGCGUUACGGACGUAAUUUUUUUAAAAUUUUCUUAGGAACGUUCAGGACGUACUUUGAACGCUAAUUAAUUGUAACUAUAUUGACGCAAGGCUCCCGCGUUCCGCGCUUGCUUUGAACGCAAGCUAACUAUACAUAAAACGACAUCGGUUCAACGCAGGCGUCCCGCGCUCCCUGCUUACUUCGAACGCUAACUGUUCAUAUAUAAACGCUUUGGGGCCCUCCUCGCUCCCAGACUCGUAAAACCAUUUGGGCAUUCUCCAAUUCUCCAAAUCCAACCCAAAUUUCACAAACUUUCAGGUAUCUAUCUACAAGCUAUCGCUGGAGAUGUUUGGUUCAGUUGACAUUCUUGAGCAAUCAUAUAGAAGCCCAUUUAUGUCCCAGUCAGUUUCUAGGCAGACCCGCAAUACUAGUAACGAUCCUUCUGCUCCCCAGAUCUUUGGUAGCACAACCCCAUUUGGUCCACAAACAGGGAGUCCCAUAUUUGGGGUCACUUCGAAUGGUGUAUCUGCUGCAGCCCAAUCUUCUACACCCUUUCCUUCCUCCAUGACAUUUGGUGCCUCAUUCUCAACAGAUUUUGGAAAUACAAUGUCUACUUUUGGAGCAUCUUCUACUCCUGCUUUCAGCAGUUCAUCGUUGCCCUCAAUUGUUGGUUUCUGGUUGUUUGUUCCCUUUGGUUCAACAUGCACCCCAGCCUUUGGUUCUGCCAGCAUGCCAGCUUUUGGUGCUACAAGCAUCCCGGCCUUUGGUGGUACAAGCCCUUUCGGAAGCACAACUCAACCAUCACAUCCAGCAUUUGGGAGCAGUAUAUUUGGUUCUUCCACGCCAUUUGGUGGAUCAAGUCAGCCAUCCUUUGGUGCUACAAGUAGCGCAGGGCUUCGUUCCACAACAAGUCCUCCGUUUAGAAGCACAGAAACUGCCACUGGGGUUUCAAGUUCCCCCGGAAUUGGACCUGCGCUAGGAUUUUAUAUUUCAAUUACCCCAGCUUCUGGUUCGUCUAGCUCCACUUUUGGUACUUCAAGCAAUCCUACUUCUGCUGCUUCAAGUACCCCUGGAUUUACGUGUGGAAGCACAGAAGCUGCCACUGGAGUUUCAAGUUUCCCCUUGGUUGGAUCUGGGCAUGGAUUUUAUGUUUCAAGUACCCCAGCUUCUUGUUCCUCUUGCUCCCUUUUUCGCACUUCAAGCAAUCCUACUUCUGCUGCUUCAAAUACCCCUGGAUUUACAUGUGGAUGCGCAGCUGCCACUGGGGUUUCAAGUUUCCCCUCAGUUGGAUUUCGGCAUGGAUUGUAUGUUUCAAGUACCGCAGCUUCUGGUUCCUCUAGCUCCACUUUUGGUACUUCAAGCAAUCCUACUUCUGCUGUUUCAAUUACCCCUGGAUUUGGAAGCACAACUCAACCAUCACAUCCAACGUUUAGGAGCAGUAUAUUUGGUUCUUCUACACCAUUUGGUGGAUCAAGUCAGCCACCCUUUGGUGCUACAAGUAGUGCAGCGCUUCGUUCCACGACAAGUGCUCUGUUCAGAAGCACAGAAGCUGCCACUGGGGUUUCAAGUUCCCCCUUAAUUGGACCUGCGCUAGGAUUUUAUAUUUCAAUUACCCCAGCUUCUGGUUUGUCUAGCUCCACUUUUGGUACUUCAAGCAAUCCUACUUCUGCUGCAUCAAGUACCCCUGGAUUUACAUGUGGAAGCAUAGAAGCUGCCACUGGGGUUUCAAGUUUCCCCUCGGUUGGAUCUGGGCAUGGAUUUUAUGUUUCAAGUACCCCAGCUUCUUGUUCCUCUUGCUCCUUUUUUCGCACUUCAAGCAAUCCUACUUCUGCUGCUUCAAAUACCCCUGGAUUUACGUGUGGAAGCACAGAAGCUGCCACUGGGAUUUCUAGUUUCCCCUUGGUUAGAUCUGGGCAUGGAUUUUAUGUUUCAAGUACCCCAGCUUCUGGUUCCUCUAGGUCCCCUUUUUGUACUUCAAGCAAUCCUACUUCUGCUGUUUCAAAUACCCCUGGAUUUGGUUCUUUAAGUACUCCAUCUUUCACCUUUUCAUUCCUUCCUUCUUUUUGGAAAUCAACUUCUACAUUUCCUAGCAGCCAAUUUGGUCCUUCAUGUCCUUCUGGAGCGCAGAGUUCUCCAUUUGGAGCUCAAUCAAAAACAUUUGGAAACACUGCCUUUGAGAUAUCAGCUUCUGGGGCCCAACUUUGGGGAAGUAGAGUUCCUCCUUACACAACAACAACUGAACCAGAUGACUCUGUUGGUCUAGAAACUAAGGGAGACCUCCAGUCAAUAUCGGCGAUGCCGAUUUAUGGAGACAAAACUCACGAGGAACUGAGAUGGCAGGAUUAUCAAUUGGGGGAUAGAGGUGGACAUGUUCCUGCUGGAGGGAGUUGUUUUCCCUUGUCGACCUCAAACAUUUUGAAUCCUGCACCAACAUUUGCUCAAACAUCUUCAAGUCUUUUUAAUCCCUCAACUCCAUCGAAUAUAUUUGCUCCACAACUUCCAUCCUUUAGUUUUACAGGCUCUAGGACCUCAUCUAUACCAUUCACUUCAUCAACGUUUCCUCUCUCAACUUCACCCAAUCUUUUCACAACUUCGUCGUCAUCUCCUUCAGUAUUCAGACCAGCUUCAUCUCCAUCUCAUUUUAGUUCAUCAGACCCAUCUACAUUGGCAUUUCCUGCUCCAGCUCCCAGAACAGAUUCAACAUCUAAUUCUGGCCUGUUCAAUUCUAUAUUUGGAGUUCAAUCAACAACAUGCGGAAACACUGCCUGUGGGAUAUCAGCUUCUGGGGGCCAAUUUGGGGGAAGUAGAGUGGCGCCUUACACUAAAACAGCUGGACCAGAUGGUGGAUCAUUAAGUGGGUUAUACCAAUCAAUAUGCGGGAUGCGGAUUUAUGGAGACAAAAGUCAUGAGGAACUGAGAUGGCAGGAUUAUCAACUGGGGGAUAGAGGUGGACGGGCUCUUGUUGGUGGGAACUGCUUUGGCUUGUCUACCACCCAGUCAAACGUUUUGAAUCCUACUCCAGCAUUUAUUCAAACAUCUACCUCAACUGUACCUAAUAUAUUUGCUCCACAAAUUCCAGCCUUUACUCCUACACCCUUUGGAGCCUCAUUUACACCAUUACCUUCAGCAUCAUCUUUUCCUGUACCUGGACAAAUUUCAUCUCCGCCUCUUUUCAGUUCAUCAGUCACGCCCACAUCUGUGUCUGCAUUUCCUGCUCCAGCUCCAACAACUUCCCCAUUUAAUUCCGGCCCAAUCAAUCCUAUAUCUUCUAUUGCACAAACAGGUGGUACUGCUGGACUAACUACCACUUCCUCUGGUGGGCUGUUUACAAUUCCUUCUGGUCAUACACAUAUAUCCCAUGAAGAGAGGUUUCCAUUAGAGGAAAAAAGGAGGUUGAACAUUAUGAUUGCAAGGUCUAAUCGCAAGAAAAAUGGUCAAAAGUCCCCUUGUUCUUCUGUCCUUUCGUGGCCAUAGGCGGCGCACAGGGAAAACUAGUAGAUGCUAUGGACGUCCUACAAGAAGCAUUGCUUUAGGGUUUUUUUUUUGGAUCAGAAGCAUUGCUUUCGGUGUUUAGUUCAAUCGAAAAGUAUUUUUGAUGUAUCUAGUUAAGCUGUUGUUCGCAUUUUCAGGACAAAUUUCUGUGCAGAAUGGUCAUUGACUUGGCAAAUUUAUAAAUUUUCUUUUUUGGAUCAA
Prunus persica (peach) is the source of this 3974-nucleotide messenger RNA. Its product is annotated as nuclear pore complex protein NUP98A. Gene Ontology annotation, biological process: RNA export from nucleus; protein import into nucleus; post-transcriptional tethering of RNA polymerase II gene DNA at nuclear periphery. NCBI's taxonomy places the organism in Eukaryota, Viridiplantae, Streptophyta, Magnoliopsida, Rosales, Rosaceae. The transcript is spliced from 10 exons. The coding region runs from base 627 to 3755 and encodes 1042 amino acids. Gene Ontology annotation, molecular function: structural constituent of nuclear pore. Gene Ontology annotation, cellular component: nuclear pore cytoplasmic filaments; nuclear pore. The record is from RefSeq and is a predicted model, not a curated record.